Trachymyrmex septentrionalis is the source of this 563-nucleotide messenger RNA. RefSeq names its product M-phase phosphoprotein 6 (gene Mpp6). The coding region runs from base 111 to 563 and encodes 150 amino acids. The record is from RefSeq and is a predicted model, not a curated record. The transcript is spliced from 3 exons. NCBI's taxonomy places the organism in Eukaryota, Metazoa, Arthropoda, Insecta, Hymenoptera, Formicidae. Gene Ontology annotation, biological process: maturation of 5.8S rRNA.
AAUUUUGACUAUUCUUUGAGGAGAAUUAUCAGUUUUUUACAUUUUGACUGUCUCUUGAGAGGUAUUACUGUUAUUUUCCGUGUCCAAGAUAUUAAUCGUUAAACAUAAACAUGAAUUCAAAGAAAAUUACUCUGUCAAAGAGUAUAUUAGAAAUGAAGUUCAUGAAACGCACAAAAGACAAAGUGGAGAAAGAGCAGUUUCAAGAAGAAGGAGAGGAAUACUUCGGCAGCGAGCUUACAUCACGUAUGAAAAAAGCAUCUGGAAAAUUUCUUAUGGAAUCGAGCUAUGUUUUUUGCGAGAAACUUAAUGAUGGUAGAUUGAGCUUUCAAGGGAUGAAUCCAACUAUAGAAAAAUUAAUGGAAGCAAAGGAGAAUGCUAAACGUGCCAAUGAAGAUGUAAAACAAGAGGCCGAUAUAUCUGAUGAACAAAUGGCUGUUCAAUGGACGAAAAUGCGAGCAAAAUUUGAUACUAUAAACAGACACAGAAAACCGCAACAUAUAAAAACAAAUGAUGAAGACGAACCAUUAAGUAAAAAACCGAAAUUUUUGAAACCUGUAGAUUAA